Molecule: messenger RNA, 3735 nt
Organism: Mesocricetus auratus (golden hamster)
Lineage: Eukaryota; Metazoa; Chordata; Mammalia; Rodentia; Cricetidae
Gene: Proser1
Product: proline and serine rich 1
Exons: 13
Coding region: 671-3403 (910 amino acids)
Source: RefSeq, a predicted model, not a curated record
CCGAGGCCGUUGGUGCCCGGUGGCGUCUUAUCGGCGCGACGCGCCGUCGCGAAGGUCCCCCGGAGCUGGCGGGGAAGGGUGCGUUUAGGGGCGCUCCCGCAGGGCGCCUGGCCCGGUGCGCGCUGCGGUGCUCGAGGGCCCCCCUGCCCCAGGCUGCGUCCCGUCCUCCCCGCUCCCAGGGCUCCCCGGCCGCCGGCCCGUUCCCGGGAGCUACGACAACGGGUAACAAAGAAGCCGCAGGGCCGCGGGCUGCCGAAGCUGCGGGACCCCGGGCGGAGUGGCGGGGCUGAGCGCCUUCCGGGCCCCGUGUCCCGGAUCGCGGCGGCGAGCGCGUGGCGCGGCGACCCCCCCGCUCGGAGCGCCUGGCCCUCGGCGCCCCCCGCAGCCCUCCCCGGCGUCUGCGGACGCCCCAGCCCGCCCCGCUCCGAGCUGCUCGGGCCGUGCGCGAGGAACCCACCGCAGCCUAGGCUUUUUUGAAAUAAAAACUUUUUUUCUCAGUUUCCGUUUGGGGAUUUUUUUUUUUUUUUUUUUGCUUUGUUUCGGUUGCAGUUUGCAGCGCUCGCUACCUCCUCGCCUCCUGGUGUAGGAGCCGCGGGGGGCGGACCUGGGAUGAGCGUUUUGUAAUCUCAAAUCAAGGACUGUGAGUGGCCGCGUCGCAACAGGGCUCAGGAUGGACAAAAAGUCCUUUGAAACGGUGCUGGAUGAAAUCCGGAAGGCUGUUUUGACAGAGUAUAAAUUAAAAGCAAUUGAGUAUGUUCACGGGUACUUCUCCAGUGAACAGGUGGUUGACCUCCUAAGGUACUUCUCCUGGGCAGAACCACAGCUAAAGGCCAUGAAAGCCCUACAGCAUAAAAUGGUGGCCGUCCACCCAGCGGAAGUGGUCAGCAUCCUCAGCUGUUUCACCUUUAGCAAAGACAAGCUGGCUGCCCUGGAGCUCCUGGCCUCAAACAUUGUGGACGCACAGAACUCUCGCCCCAUUGAAGAUUUAUUCAGGAUCAACAUGUCGGAGAAGAAACGGUGCAAAAGGGUCCUGGAGCAGGCUUUCAAAGCAGGCUGCAAAGCCCCUCAUGCCAUGAUAUCUUCAUGUGGAACCAUCCCAGGAAACCCCUAUCCCAAAGGAAAACCCAGCCGUAUCAAUGGGAUUUUCCCCGGAACUCCUCUGAAAAAGGACGGUGAAGAAAGUACCAAUGAGGGCAAAGGAAUAGCAGCACGAAUUCUUGGACCGUGCAAACCACCUCCCUCAACGUACAACCCACACAAGCCUGUCCCCUACCCGAUACCUCCGUGCCGGCCACAUGCGACUAUUGCACCAAGUGCUUAUAACAAUGCAGGUCUGGUACCGUUAGCCAAUGCGAUAGCUCCAGGUGUCCCUCCGCCACCUCCGUACACUCCAAACCCAGUGGGGACAGACAAUGAAGACCUUUCCAGCCAGUCAAAACCUUCACAGAGUCAAACGUUUUCCACCCCAGCAGGCCAACUCUUCUCCCCUCACGGUUCUAAUCCUGCGACUCCUGCUGCGACUCCUGUCCCUGCCGUGUCCCCAAUCAAAGCAGCAAACCAUCCAUCCGUGUCAGCAGCUGCCACUGGGGCCGGAAUGAGUGCUCCCAACGCCGCCCUUUCGGUGUUCCCAACGCCUCAGCCUUCCACACCGAACCCGACUGUGAUCCGGACUCCCUCGGUGCCGGUGACACCUGCCACUUCCGCCCACAGCACCACGCCUGCUCCUGUCCCUUCCAUUUUUUCUGGCCUAGUGCCACUGCCAGGUCCCUCUGCCGCCCCCACCCCAUCCCCUCAGGCCGGCUCCACGGCGAGGGUCACCCUGGCUGCCGGUGAGACGUUUGCUCCCGCCUGUGCCCCGUUCACCAGCCACUCCUCGGCCAGCUCCGCCGCCGGGGCAGCCGGCAACCCCAGCACGGCUUCCCUGUCGUCCGUCUUUACGGGGCUGCCCCUGCCCUUCCCGCCGCCGGCUUCGCACAGCGUCACCACCCCAGCUCCUUCUGUAAUCGCUAGUGCUGCGGGGCCGCAUGGUGUAAACAGCCCCCUCCUGUCCGCCUUAAAAGGCUUCCUCACGUCUAACGACACGCACUUAAUCAGUUCCUCUGCCUUGUCGUCUGCGGUCACAAGCGGGCUGCCGUCGUUAUCCUCUCUUCCCAAUCAAAACUCGGAUCCCCCUGCCUCAGGCACCAACAAGUGCUAUGCCCCUGCUGCUGUCGCUGCCUCCCAGAGGUCUUCGACCCCGGGGGUGACCUUGUUCCCGGGCCUGCAGUCCCCUGUGGCCAGCGCCACCUCCGCGGCCCCGGCGCAGUCCCCGUUGGCUACCCCGUCCUCCGCGGCAGUGCCCGUCAGCUGCGGCUCCUCGGGCUCGCUCCUGCAUGGUCCCCACGUGGGUGGCAUUUCGUCCUCCGCUGCCGCCGCAGCCGUGCCCGUUAUGAUCAAAAGCGAGCCCGCCAGCCCCCCUCCCUCGGCCUUCAAAGGCCCGGCUCACGCCGGCACCCCUGCUCGCGGCGCCUUGGGCCUGUCGGGUGCUCUGGGCCGUGGGUACCCCACAAGCUCAGUGCCCCUCAGCGUGUCCACUUGCCUCAACCCCGCCCUGUCCGGCCUUUCCAGCCUGAGCACUCCCCUGGCUGGCUCCAUGUCCCUCCCGCCACACGCGUCCUCCACGCCCAUUGCUCCUGUGUUCACUGCCCUUCCCCCUUUCACGUCGCUGACCAACAGUUUCCCUCUCCCGGGCAGUCCCUCCCUCAACCCUGCUGUGUCCCUCUCGGGGCCAGCGGCCACCACAUCCGCAACCGCACACCCCAGCUCCGCGCCCGUGCGCCCCGUGCUGCCCGCUUCCAAUGCGUCGCCCGCCGCCUUCCCACUCAACCUGUCCACUGCCGUCCCCUCGCUCUUCGCAGUCACCCAGGGCCCUCUGCCUGCCUCCAACCCUUCCUACCCCAGCUUCCCUGUCUCCAGUGCCCCGAGUGGCGCCCCCGCUCUGCCCUCCUUCCCUGGGCUGCAGGCGCCCUCCACAGUAGCCGUCACCCCGCUGCCGGUGGCUGCCUCCGCCCCGUCGCCUGCUCCUGUCCUCCCCGGGUUCGCCUCGGCCUUCAGCUCCAACUUCAACUCCGCCCUGGUGGCACAAGCAGGUUUGUCAUCUGGACUCCAAGCUGCGGGUAGCUCUGUUUUUCCAGGCCUUCUGUCCCUCCCAGGUAUCCCUGGGUUUUCCCAGACUCCUUCACAGCCGUCCCUGCAAGGGUUACAGCACAGCGCGGCGGCGCAGUCGGCUUUGUUACAGCAGGUCCAUCCGGCGUCAGCUUUGGAGAACUACCCAGCCCAGCCAGACGGGUUCCCUAGCUAUCCGUCCACACCCGGAACACCAUUCUCUUUGCAACCAGGUCUAUCCCAAAGUGGAUGGCAAUGAAUUUUAAACAUGUUUAUUCUUCUUGGGAACAACAUGAAAUUUGCCCAAGAACUGCAACGAACAGUCUGACAGAUAUGAAAUUGUCCAAUUGUCUGAAAGCUUGUACUCUUAGGGACACUGGGACAGAGUUUAGAAGUUCAGGUUUGUGUUUUUAAAGUGGUUAUAAGUAUCUUUGCCCCCAUUCCUAUACAUGUAGAUAUGCUGGCAAUGAAUUGUAUGGAGAAUAGUAUUUUAAAGUAUGUGGGGACUUUUCACCUCCAUCCUAGAAUUUUGAAUUAUGUGUGUGAUGUACGUAGAUUAUUAAAGAGGAGAUGGAACCCUUCAUAGCCGAA